This is a messenger RNA of Nanorana parkeri, 837 nucleotides long. It is a transcript of the gene CMTM8, whose product is annotated as CKLF like MARVEL transmembrane domain containing 8. Gene Ontology annotation, biological process: myelination. The transcript has 5 exons. The record is from RefSeq and is a predicted model, not a curated record. Bases 28 to 543 code for a protein of 171 amino acids. Gene Ontology annotation, cellular component: membrane. Gene Ontology annotation, molecular function: structural constituent of myelin sheath. Lineage: Eukaryota; Metazoa; Chordata; Amphibia; Anura; Dicroglossidae.
GUUUAUGAACGGGAAAACAAAGGGGACAUGGAGGAGGGAAGAGCCCGGUCCCAGACUGUGACCACUACUAGCAGCUCCAACUGUGACACCUUCACCACUGCAAGCCUCUCCUAUGACAGGAGCUUCAUCACCACUGCGCCAGGGCUGCUCCUGCUGGCAGAGACAGUGUUUGGUUUGCCAGUCUGGGCACUGAUCGCUGGCUCCGAGUACUUCCUCUUUCCUGCCUUUGGCUGGGUGAUGUUUGUAGCAGUGUUUUAUUGGGUCCUUACUGUUGUUCUUUUAAUUAUAUACAUCACCAGAGCAUUUACCAGAAUUUCCAAGGUGCCUUGGACAUUAGUAAGUCUAUGUUUUUAUGGAAGUGCCUUUGUUUUAUACCUCAUUGCUGCUGUGAUAGAUGCAACUUCAAUUACCAAAGAAAUUCUUGAUGAUCACAACUACAAUAGUUGGACGGCGUCUGCGUUCUUUGCAUUUCUGGUCACCGCAUGUUACGCUGCAAGCACCUAUUUCAGUUUCCGCUCCUGGAGAAUAAGAAUACGGAGUUAACAGUCUCACGACCGUCCAGAUUACAAACUGCAUGCAGCCACAGUUUGUACAAGGAGUACUUUAACCUCAUUUUGGCUGGGUAAUAUUUAGGGUUUUAGAUUUACUGUGUAGUUGUUAAUAUACAGAGGAAGGAAUUUGAGUACAUAAAUAUUUUGCAAUGCCGAUUUCCUAAAGUAAAAGGGAAUUUGUAGGAUGGAUGUCUGUUUUCAGUUCUGUACUCUGUCACAUAAUGUGAAAAAUGAUUUUGUUCAAAAUAUAUAUUGUGCCACAAAAAGCUGUAAUAAAAGAACUGGG